AUGUCACACUAAUAAUACAAUUUAUUCCUUAUUAUUCUAUUUACCUUAAUUAUAAUCAAUCAAAAUAUAAGGAGAAGAAUAUAAACAAUUAUUAUUUAAAGAUCAUUUCUAAUUUUUAUUUCAUUCUUAAUCAUUAACAAAGUAUUUUUAUACAUACAAAUUAAUAAAGAAUGUUCCUAAUAAAUUUCAUACAUUUCUCAUUUCACAAUUAUUUACUCUCAAAAAAAAGAAGUUCAAAAUAUAUAUUCCAGAAAAUUAAGUAAACCAAAAAUUAUGAGUAUACAAUCUAUUAAAUUAACGAUACCCACAAAUUCAAAUAAAAUUCAUAUGGAUAUUGAAUAAGAGGAAUGUGAACUCAUUGAUCAAUAAAAAAUACAAACUAAAUGUAAUAUAAUCAGAAUGUCAUAAUAAAAUUAAUAACUAAGAGAUCAUUCAAAAAUAACUUAAAACAAUACCUAACACUUAGAAUAAUAAUCCUAAAUAUCAUGUGAUCAUAUCUAAAUACAAUUAUCAUUGAUGGAAUAAUGUUUUACUUCAUUACUUGAAAGUACUAUUCCUGAUGAAAUACUUUGUAGAGAUUAAGAAAAGAUCCUUAUAACAAGAUUUAUUGAAGAUGGCAUCAAAAACAAUGGAUAAAAAUAAGCAUUAUGUAUUAUAUACAUACUAUUAAUACAAUAGAUAUAUCAGGAGUUCCAGGUAUAGGUAAAACUGCAACAGUCUUAGAAAUCAAAAACUAAUUACUCUCGAAAAAACUCAAUUUUGAUUUUAUCUAUUUUAAUGCUAUGAAUGUUGAAUCUCCAGAAGAUAUCUAUCCAUUCCUCUAUUCAAAAAUCACUAAUAAAAAAGAAACAUCCAAAAUCAAAUCUUGCAUUCUUUUAAGUUUUUUAUUUACAUAUUAUAUUAGCUGAACUUUUUAAUACCCAAUAAGAUAUGAUAUAAUAAAAUAAAGUACUCCUCUUAGAUGAAUGUGAUAAUCUCUAUACUUCAGAUUAACAAGUACUAUACAAUUUGCUUGAUUGGCCUUAAUAACCAUCAGCUCAUUUAAUUGUUUUGAUGAUUGCAAAUACUAUGGACUUUCCUGAAAGACUUAAACCAAAAUUAUAAUCUAGAUUAGGAAAUCAUCGAAUUGUUUUUAAACCAUAUAAUAGUAUUUAAAUAGAGAAUAUAUUGUAAUAAAGAAUGAAAAAUAUUUUAAUCAAAUAAUUGUUUGCCUCAAAUACUCUAAAUUAUUUAGGUAAAAAAAUAGCCACUAUUUCUACUGAUAUUCGUAAAACUUUAAGUGUUUGUAGAACUGCCAUUGUUUUAGCAAGAGAAGAACUUCUCAAAAAUAAUACUUUUUCUUAAAUUGAAGUUCAUCAUAUUAAAUUAGCUUAUGAUAAGAUUUAUAAUAAACCAUAACAUAAUGCUUUAUAAUAUUUUAAUCAUGACAUGAAGUUACUCUUAAUUAUAAUUGCACUUGAAAUACAUCUAAAAACUUAAAAUUAUGCAUAUUUUCAUCAAGUUAUUUAAAGAAUGAAUCAAUUUAAAUAAUUAAAGAAUUAACAAACCUUCAGUUAUCAUUAAAUCAAAUUAAUCCUAAUUAAAUUAUCUUAAUUAAACUUAAUUGAAAUUAAACAAAAUUUAAUUUUAUUAACUAAAAAUAAUUGGUAACUCAAAUUACAAGUAAAUAUUCAUCUCCUAUUAUUUUCUAGAAUAGUUUAAACAAAGAUAGAUUAUUUAAUUUAGAUGAUAUUCUCAUUCAACUCAAAAUCAAUAUAGAUGACAUCAAAAAUGGACUUUCAAAUGAUGAUCUUUUCAAAGAAUUUUCUAAUUUAUUUUGA
Messenger RNA from Paramecium sonneborni, 1820 nucleotides. Lineage: Eukaryota; Ciliophora; Oligohymenophorea; Peniculida; Parameciidae. The record is from the annotation of a GenBank genome assembly.